AUCGACAUCGGCGUCCGACAUCGACAUCGACAUCGACACAGACAUUGACCUGACUGACGCCCGGGCUUUCCUUCUUCUUUGUUCCCCCUUUACAAUAGGCACGCCUUGACUCUUUGCACACAAACAACCCAGGCCAAAGCCAACCGUCUGUCUAGGUAGAGCCUCGUUGUCCCCCUCGGGCAUCCCAGCUCCCGACCGUCGCUGAACUUGAUUAUUCUCGUCCACCUCACCGGCCGACGUCCAGCUUUUCUCUCCCUCCCCCUCUCCCUCACUCCCUCCUCCCUCUUUCCCUCCCUCUUCUCUCUUUUCCCUCCAUCUGCUUCUCCUUCUGCUCCUCCCUACCUCCCUCUUUUGCACGAUUUCCCUUGGCCACAGAGUCCAAGAGAAGGAGAGGAUCUAGGCCAGGUUUCUUGCGCCAGAUCACGUGAAAACACGCGAUAUUCUAUCGCAGCCAACCGCAACCGCAGCCGCAGCCGCAUCCGCGUCUGCAGCACCGCAACCCUUACCUCGCAAUCUCCUCGUCAGCCAUUCAAUCAAAUCAGUGUGCGGUCCACCGCACAACACUGCAUCACAAUCCAACCCCGUCUCAGUUCAAUCCAGCCAGUCCAGUCCACUUCAGGUCAUCUCGCUGAGAACAUCACCAAUCCGCUUCAAAAACCUAAGGGCAAUCAAUAUUGGCAGACGGUUCACCUUCAUCCCCUCACCGACUUACUUAUCACCCUUUUUCACCCUUUCUCCUUUGAAUUACCGGGACUCUGGACCGGCCUGACGGUUGAAGCUUCCCCCGGCGGGAAUUCGUUUGCCCAGCAGCACCAUCCUUACUACACUCCGACCCCCGCGGGCGAUUGGACUGCAACAUACCAUACCGAUAUCACCCCCGGAUCCCUCCGGCCUAUAGUUCGCGAAGCGCAGACCUAAUCAACAGCAGCCAACGACAUCUAACACGACCAACCGUCUAGUCUUUCGUAUCUCUCCUCAAGUCACCCCCAAGUUCCCACCCCACCCACCGCCUGCGCCGCUAUUACUUACUCAAUUGUCCUCCUUCCCUAUACCUGUCCUUCUUCCCCUUGUUACACACUAAGCGGCUUUGUCCCACACACAAACACACAUACACACACUCACUCACUCACUCACACUCACCUUACCUCACCUGUGGUCGACCACCUUUCGGGGUCUUCCGGCUCACCUACCUGCAUACCUAGGUAUCUACCUGUCUGGCAUCCUGGACCUGUAACACCCGUCUGGCUGGGUACAAUACGGGCACAAGCACCUAAAGGUUGUAUUGCACUGGUCAACGCAACAUUUUUGGCUGCUCCACACACAACAUUCGGACUCGGACUCGGACUCUGACGCCAACGCCAACACAACGCAGCGACUUGAUUUACAUUCUACCUCCCCAUCAUCUUCAAUGCGAAACCGCAGCCUUGUCUGGACCGGUCGCACAAUCGUGCUGGAGUAAUCUCAGUUUUCUACCUACUCAGCCUCCCUCGGAUACGACUCAUAUCUAAAAGAUACAGAACCACAAUUCAUUAUCCUGGAUGAACCACAGCCUCGACUCAUUCGUACCAAAUCCACGCCCGGUGUGAAUUGACACCCACCCUUUCGCCUCACCACAACCCCGAUUGGGUCGCCGCCACUAUGCACCUCGACCCCGGCGACGGCAGGCGCUUGACGUCACAAGAUGAGGAAAGCUACUGGCAAUCGGUGAAAAUGCUGCAAAAAGAAGACGACGAGAGGAUGGAGAGUGACCUCGUGGCUAACACCAAGUAUUACAUGGCCCGCCUGACGGAUCUGAACCACCAGAAGCAGGAGCUCGAGAGACGUGCGCUUGAGGUCCACCGCGCCAUCAGUCGAGAACACAAGAGCCUGGAGGACCUCACCAACCGUUUUCAAGAAGCGAGGAUGGACCUUCAGCUCCAGCGCGAGAACCAUCACAGGGUUGUGGCCGCCUGGUUCGCCGAGGAACAUCGCAAGGAGAACGACGAGCGAGCGAGGAUCGCCGCCGCCGCCCUUGCCGCACCCUCGCAUCGCCAUGCCGCGUCCGCGGAAAACACGCAGGCCAUCAAGGCGCCAAACGGAAUCCCUAGCGGAAUCCCCAAUGGAAUCCCCAAUGGAAUCCCCAAUGGAAUCCCAAAUGGAAUCCCCAACGGAAUUCCCAAUCUACCCAACGGUGCGAUGCUGAAUAACGGAGACCAUCGCAACGGCCCUCACCCGUCGAUCCCCGUCCCUGGCAGGCCUGACCAGCCGCCGCUUACGAUGAUUAUGGAUGCACUAGGUCGCUCCAUCGGCCCCGUGAAUCGCCUCCUGUCCAGUAACAGGUCCGUCAUAUUUCUGUCUGGUCUGCCCCAGAAGAGGGCGGUGCAGCUUCGCCCAGGCGUCGUGCUCGGCCAGCAAGACUUGAAGCAACUUGGUGAAGCCGAGGAGAAGUGGAUGGGCGCCGUCAUCCAGGCGACUGGUCUCGUACGGAAACAAUCCCAGCAGUGUAAUAUGUGUGCCAGGGGCCAAGGUCCUUUUGCCCAAUGCAUCGGCCUUGACAUGCCCGAGUUCCAGGCGUGCGGUAACUGCAUGUGGCAGAGGACAAACUGCUGCGAGCCAUUGGCGGCAGAGCAAACGCCAACCAUCACCAAGUUCAGGGCCUUCAACGCGCCUACACAAGACCCCCAGGGUGACCGGGGCCCCGUAAACGGCAACUUCAACGGCUCUACCACUCCCGCCUCCCUCAGUCGGCCCAACUCCCGAGACAAGAGCUUUCUUGAGGGCUCAACCGCCACGGACGAGACGGAAGAGGACCUGACGCCCAUCACCAAGGCAACCCUCACCCUCAAACACGACGGGACUGUCUACACCCACCCAGAGUGCAUGGAAGGUGUCCCCGUCGGCAAAAUCGACCAGAAUCACCCUUACUGGGAUCAGUCCUGGCCCGAAAUCGCGCCAACAAUUGAGCCAACCCUGCAGACGUGGCGAGACAAGCUGCAGGCCGCCCUCGAAAAGGGGCAGAACAGCAUGAAGUUCCAGCUCGGCCGACAGGUGAACCGUGGAGAGACCAUUCUCAAGUUCCUGGAAGACGCCGACUUCUGCCCCUACCAACUGGUGGCCAAGAAGUACAUGAUGACUCGCCUGGUUUCUUACGACACCAUCUUCCGCCUGGCUGACACCCUACGGACCCUGGAAGGCUUUAAGACGCUCGACAUUACCCCGUUGGAAUGGCUGCGGCAGCGUCUACAGGAGAUCAUCACGGCCGAAGGCCCCAGCUUCAACCUCGCCAAGACCAUUCACGACUUUUAUCACGAUUCCAAGUACGUCGCUCUGCGGCUCGCCAACGGCAAGAAGAGCAUCGGUAGACCGUCGGGCAUGAAGAUGACGCCAAAGGAAUCGCCCAACUCGACCAAGGGCACGCCGAAUAUGAAGAAGCGCAAGCUCUUCAUUAGCGAGGAGUUCCCUGGCGCCUCACAGCGUCCGCUUGCGCCCACGCCCACGACGGCACAUUAUCCCCACCCUCAGCCGCUCUUGCAAUCGCAGUCCCAUGUUUUCCAUGAGGAGCCACAACGGAGCGCGCCACCGACGCCCGAGUUGGCCAGGCCGUACAAGAAGUUCAAGAUGUAUCAGGGCCCCAGGAAAGCCAAGGACCCGGAUCUCGAAUACGAUGGCUUCACCGACAUUGACGAGUUCAGCGGCGACCAUAUUGGCAACCACGACUGGGCGCUGAACCGAAUCAAGUCCCGCCUAAACACCGCUAGUACCGGUGUGACGCAGUACUGGCACUGGAUCCCCGACGGUGGCGAGGAAGUUUUCGAGCAUCAAGUGCUUGCCGAAGGAGACAACUGUACCUGGGGCAUAUACCGCAAGCCGAUCAACUUCCAUUUGGAGUUGGAGCAUAUUCAGGAGAUGCGAUGGGCCACCGAAACGCUCAAAGUCAUCGUUGUGUGUAAGGAUGGCGCUGUAUCUUCGCCCACCGGUGAGCCGAGAGGAAACCUCAUGGCCGAGUUCAAGCGAGAUCGCACCAAGAGGCGCUUUUUAGACUUCUGCAGUAAGAAAGGCGUCGCGUUGGUCAAGGUCGAGGCAGACGCCAUUGAGAAGGCUUGGGACGAAUACGAGUCCCUCGAAGUCCUGGCCAUGGGCGAUUCUGAGAUCGAUUAGAGGCUUCCUUCCGGUGGGCUCGCAAUUCACGUCGACGCACGUCGAUGCAGAUGGCGAUUGACGUUUUGUUUGUUGCCUUGAGAGCGGAGAACGGUGGAGAUACCCCCUUGGUUUCUGAUUUCUGGCUUCUGGCUUCUGGCUUCCGGCUUCUGGCUUCUUUGGGCCUUGACUUUUAGUGUGCUCGACUGCGCGGGCGUUUUGGGCGGAUUGUACAGGCAGCAGACAGGGCACUGCUAGAUACGGGAUGACUGCACGCGUUCCGGUCGGUAUGCAUGCGAGGCGAGGUCAUCGCCAAGGCUUGGCCGAUUGCCAUGAUCGUAGUGGUAGCGGAGUUCAAGGUUUUCUGCGACAUGCCUUUUUGGCUGUCUGACAGCAUCUGCCUUCUUUCUUUUCUUGUUUUUUUUAGUUCCGUCCUUGUGUGGAGGCUCUGUAUCAGAGUCUAUCUGCAACAGCAUCCAUCUUUUAGCCAGGAGACGCGAUACUUAGACAGAGUGAGUGGUCUCGGGAGCCCACCGAAUCAAAGUCAUUUCACGAGAGGGCCUGUGCAAGGUACCAGGUACCUAUCUGCAAGGUAGCGAUGAGGCCGUCAUUAGCAAGUGCACGCAC
Molecule: messenger RNA, 4743 nt
Organism: Colletotrichum destructivum
Lineage: Eukaryota; Fungi; Ascomycota; Sordariomycetes; Glomerellales; Glomerellaceae
Exons: 2
Coding region: 1639-4137 (832 amino acids)
Source: RefSeq, a predicted model, not a curated record